UAGCAACUCGCGCUGAACGAGGCCCGUUCUCUGCCGCCUCCUCGCUCGCUCGCGGCCGCGGAGCUCUCACCUGGACUCUCGGCCCCGCCGUCAGUCAGGAGCGCCUUGUGCCGGGCUGGUUGUUUCCUCCCGCUGGCACCUCUGGGCAGGCGUUUUCCAGAUUGAGUGGUAAAACUGAAAGUGGAAUUUGCAAACCAGCCUGUAUUGAAGUGUACGGAGUUGCCGCCGAUUUUCAUGUGCUCACCUUGACUGUAAGGAAGCUUGAGGAAGGCGCGUGUAACUGCUACUGAAGGACGAUUUAAAGGAGGUCUGAUGACAACAAAAGCAGACUUCCCUGUGACAGCAGGAUCUGUAGUUGUCCCUUACGGACAUGUGAUUGGAAAUGAGAAGUGGAGAGGAUCAGAGGUAGCCCAAAGGCUAAAAGGGAAAGUUACACUCAUCUUCGAAGAUGGAUUGGGACUAGUGGACUUUCAUCUUUCAAACAGAGCUUGCAUUUUAUUUAUUUCUGAAGCAGAUUUGGUUGCAGGGAAUGAAUUCAAACGAAGAUUGGUUAAGUUAAGAAAUGCCAGCAGUCUUAGAGGAAUUGUAAUUGUAGAGAAAACCCCAAUCAGUGAUCAGUACUUCUUAGGAGUACAAAAACUUGUUGUACUUGAACUUGGAAUGGUGUUGCUUCCUGUGGCAAAUCAAGGAGAAGCUUCUCAACUUAUUAUACAMCUGGUGCGGGAGCAGAGCAGGGAUCGCGGUGCCAACCCCUUCCUUCACAAGCAUCGUGCUCAGCUGGCAGAACCAUCAGUGCUCCACACAACGCAGCACAUUCCUGGAGUUGGGAAAACAAAAGCUCUGCUUUUACUACAAAGGUUUGGAAGCAUCCAUCGGCUUUGUAAUGCAUCCAUCAACGAGCUUGAGCAAGUAGUUGGACAAACAGUAGCACAACAAAUUUAUACCUUUUUACAUUCCUGACGUGCAGUGUAUUUUGCAAAACAAAGACUUGGGGUUUUUCUUUUCAAUUAUAAAAUUUUGGUUUUAAUAAUCACAUAUCAUACUAAUAUCUGUAAUCAUGGGUAGCAGCAACUGGUGGGUGUUGACUGAUUCUUUAGACUCUGAUGCUUCUUUUUUACAUCUGCUCUGUUCAUAUAGAUUAAGCUGUGAAAAGUGCCUUGGAAAGUAUUUUGCAUCUAUCUGGAAUAUAAAAACCAAGAAAGCCUUCUUUUUCAGUAUCUCUGGGAAAAAAUGGAAGAGCAAUAUGCUUGGUUACUUUGGUCUUCCAGAAAAAAAAAACCUUAUGAAUAUAUACAUAGCAUUUCCUUCUCAGUAACUGGAAAUAUGUUGCAUGUUUUUAAAAAGUUAGCAUACGUUGCUUUAUAGCAACAUCUUUUUCGAGUUAUAUAUAUAAUUUUAUAAAUUCCAUAAAUUAAGAGUCCAUAAAUCUCUUCUGUAUGGAAUAUAUUAUGACAGGGGUGUGCAGAUCAGGUUACUGCUUGUGUGUGAAAAAAAAGCACUACUACCAAUACACAUAAAACUAAGGAUAUGCAAGUAAUUUGAAACUUAUUUUUUAUGUAACCUUUAUUAGGAAACUAGAAAUAUGAAUAUACCUUCUUUGUAAGAAAGUCAGUUUUAAACUUUUAGUUUAUAUUGCACAAUACAGGAACUUUUCUUAAAUGUUUCUUAGAUCUCUGUAUGGCAACAGUAAAUAGCAAAAAACAGUAAAUUAUGCUUUAUUAAAGUUGUAGUAGAAUCAAAAAGCUACUAUUAAAUGSCAGCAUCUGAUUUUUAUUCUUAAAUAAGGUUCAUCAUGAUAUGUA
This is a messenger RNA of Malurus melanocephalus (red-backed fairy wren), 1802 nucleotides long. RefSeq names its product FA core complex associated protein 24 (gene FAAP24). The transcript is spliced from 6 exons. Gene Ontology annotation, biological process: interstrand cross-link repair. Bases 313 to 960 code for a protein of 215 amino acids. Gene Ontology annotation, molecular function: chromatin binding. Gene Ontology annotation, cellular component: Fanconi anaemia nuclear complex. The record is from RefSeq and is a predicted model, not a curated record. Lineage: Eukaryota; Metazoa; Chordata; Aves; Passeriformes; Maluridae.